UAAGAUUCCAACUUCCAAACGUUUGAAUGCUCUGUGCAGUUGCGAAACAUUUCUCGUAAUUGGACGCUGCUACACUGCCAGACUCCCAUACAGACGAGUUUGUGAUACUUGAUGCGUGAAUAAAUAAAAAUUCCCGCCAGUGUCGUGUUGAGGGUUGGCCGCCAACCGCAAACGAUGCCCCAUCGGCCGGUGCUAAUUGCCACGGCGAGGGCAGCUGCCGUGCUGUUCCUGCUGCUUCUAUUGUGCGCUGCGAUCGAAUCCCGGCGCGUGCACCAUGCAGCCGACGAUGAAGGUCUUAUUAAUCGGCCAAAAUUGGUGGAUGCGCCGCGGAAUAUCCUGCAUCCUGCCGAUAAGAAAGCUCUACAUUCACAUCGGAUUAAAAGAUAUACUGGGAUAUUAAGCAAACGUUUUAAGUUGAAUCGCAGAUAUCAGGAGUGCGUGGGUCCCGGCGAAGUGCAAGGCCAUUGUAAGCAUGUCGUCUACUGUCCAAUGGACGUGGUCGGCAUCAGUAGCAAGUCUUCAUUGGAUUAUCUCUGUAUUAUUGAAAAAAUGCACGUCGGUGUAUGCUGCCCGGACGACAUUCUGCUGCGGAGUUUAACCGGCGCACAGGUCAUCAUGGAUUUACCGGCUUCCGGUGACGAGUAUGGUGAAGAAGAUGCUAACACCGGUUGUGGUUUAAUGUCCUUGGCUCGUCCUGCGAGUGGUUCACGUAAUACUCCUGCAAAACGUUGGCCAUGGCUCGCUGCACUUUUUAAACCCACAAUACAAAAACAACAAUUUUGUGGCGGUGCAGUCAUAACAGAUGUACAUAUACUUACAGCUGCGCAUUGUUUUGAAAAUUUAAGAAAUGAAGAUAUUCGUGUCCGCCUUGGUGAAUACGACUUCCGGCGUGCAGAUGAAACACGCUCUCGGGAUUUCGCAGUUGUAAAAAUAAUAAAACACGAAGAAUACAACCAAGCAACUUAUGAGCAUGACAUCGCCAUUUUAACCCUGGAUAGAUCGGCAACCUUCAACUCAUACAUGUGGCCUAUUUGCCUACCUCCUCUGAAUAGGACCUACGAGGGUGAAACUGUCACCGUGGCUGGUUGGGGACAGCAGGCAUACAUGGGUCCUACGAGUGAUGUCCUUCUGGAAGUAACAAUGCCGGUUUGGCCACAAAUAAGAUGCGUGGAUGCUUUUGCGCAGCGCAUCUCCGAUAAUAACCUAUGCGCUGCAGCGUAUGAAGGUGGCAAGGAUUCAUGCCUGGGUGACUCGGGUGGUCCUCUUGUAUACCAGUUAGAAAAUGGCAGAUGGGUUGCCAUUGGGAUUGUGUCCUGGGGCAUCGGAUGCGGAAAUAAGGAUCAGCCGGGGAUUUACACGCGUGUUGAUAAGUAUAUUCCGUGGAUUGUCAGAAAUACUAUCGUAAAAUAAGAAAAUUAACACAAAAAAAGAGAAAAUGUCAACAUAGAUAUAAUUUUAAUGCUCAAUAUAAUACAUAGUUGGUUUCUUUUAUACAAUAUCCAAGUAAACAAUUGCUUCAAGUAAUAA
Molecule: messenger RNA, 1527 nt
Organism: Dalotia coriaria
Lineage: Eukaryota; Metazoa; Arthropoda; Insecta; Coleoptera; Staphylinidae
Product: coagulation factor IX-like
Exons: 7
Coding region: 175-1410 (411 amino acids)
Biological process (GO): proteolysis
Molecular function (GO): serine-type endopeptidase activity
Source: RefSeq, a predicted model, not a curated record